Dendroctonus ponderosae (mountain pine beetle) is the source of this 1717-nucleotide messenger RNA. RefSeq names its product peroxiredoxin-4. Gene Ontology annotation, cellular component: cytosol; endoplasmic reticulum. Gene Ontology annotation, molecular function: thioredoxin peroxidase activity. The coding region runs from base 158 to 901 and encodes 247 amino acids. Gene Ontology annotation, biological process: hydrogen peroxide catabolic process; cellular response to stress; cell redox homeostasis. NCBI's taxonomy places the organism in Eukaryota, Metazoa, Arthropoda, Insecta, Coleoptera, Curculionidae. The record is from RefSeq and is a predicted model, not a curated record. The transcript has 6 exons.
GGUAACAUUAAAAAUUUAAUAUUAUUAAAGUGAAACAAUAUAUAAUUACACGUUAAACUGUAUCCUUAUAAACAAUAAAAUGUGCAGAUUAGUAAACAAUCUCAACGUUGCGGCUCAUAUAUAAAGCCGACAAAUGUAACAUCUUCUAUGGUACCACAUGGUUUCAUCCAUCAUGAAACUAUUCAUGCUAGUGUUGGAGUUAGGCCUAGUAGUGUUUGGACAACAGUUUGACGAAGAAUCUUGUGUAAAAUAUGCUGGAGGCACAGUGUAUCCACACAGCGAUACAAUAGAUACUAGGCAACAUAAUUUACAAUUUACUAAAGCAGUUAUUUCAAAGAGCGCCCCAUUUUGGGAGAGUACUGCCGUCGUAAAUGGGGAGUUUGUUCAGCUAAAAUCUACAGAUUAUAUUGGAAAGUACUUGGUGCUAUUUUUCUACCCUUUAGAUUUUACUUUUGUUUGCCCAACUGAAAUUCUCGCGUUUAGCGAUAGAAUAGGAGAGUUUAAAAAAAUCGACACUGAAGUUGUGGCCUGCUCAGUGGAUUCCCAAUUUACUCAUUUAGCCUGGAUUAACACGCCCAGACAACAGGGUGGUUUGGGCAAAAUAAAUAUCCCAUUAUUAUCAGAUUUAACUCACAGUAUAUCUAAAGACUAUGGAGUAUUUUUAGAGAAUGCCGGCCAUACUCUAAGAGGUCUUUUCAUUAUCGACCCAUUGGGAAUUGUUAGGCAAAUAACAAUGAAUGAUUUGCCAGUCGGUAGAAGUGUUGAUGAAACCUUAAGGCUAGUUCAAGCGUUUCAGUAUACCGACAAACAUGGAGAAGUGUGCCCUGCUGGAUGGGUACCAGGCCAAGAUACUAUAAUUCCUGAUCCUAUCGAGAAGCAGAAAUACUUCAAAAACCACUAGUGUUUUUGCCUUUACAUAUCGGGCAUUUUGGAAACUUGGGAACAGCUCAAACUCAUGACAAUUUAUUACAUUUCAGUGGUAGGCAAGUUUUAAAUUAUAUUAACAGUUUUUAUCUUAAGAAGAUAUUAUAUAUCUUUGUAAUAAUUGACAACUAGUAACUUUCUUUAUUAAGAUCUCAUUCUCUGUUUUCCUCCCAAGACAUCACAUUUUAUUUUUAAUUUAGUAUUAAAGGCCAAUUUUUUUUCCAUAUGCAAAUAAAACUGUGCUUUUAAAGUAAGUCGUUUAAAUAUACCAGAAAUUAAUAAAAUAAAUUCCAUUAUUUAAAGAAUAUACAUUUUAUUUGCUAAUAUCAAACAGUAAACAGUAUCUUAUUCAACAAUUUUUUAGAUCAAUAUAAUAUUGUUCUUAAUAAUUAAAGAAAAAUUGAGCAAUUUGUAACGCGCAAAAUGGAACAUGAGCAUUAAGACACAAAUGCAACAUUGUGAAACUAAUAUAUAAAGAAGCAAUCUUAGCUUAAAAAAUGCACAAUAUUAUAAUGCCCAAAAAAAAACUGUAAAUACAUCCUCCGGGGAAAAAUCAUCUAAAAUAAAUUCUUCAUCACAUUAUGACUAUGGAAUGUAGCAAUUGCAAAAAUUAAGCACUUUAUAAUCACUUGAACGUGCCUACAUGGUAAAAAGCAUAUUAAAAUACGAUACACAUAACAUUUAAAUAGUUAAGUCGCAUACGCAGUACAUUAAGACACUUGAGGGCAGGUAGGCGGUUGGGCUAUCCUAUUCUAAAUACAUACUAAAUGCUCAAUAUACUUAAGGGAGAUAA